UGGCCACAUCGCCGCCAUUACUUCCAAGUUCGAGCUACGCCACCACACCGCUACAUAUGUCGCAUCCACAUCGCCAGCACCGAAUCAACCUUCCAUCAUCCAUUCAUCGGGUUCACUUCUUUCUCAGUUGAAGCAUCCAUGGAUGUAGAAGGAGCAGCAGGCAGGGGUCCCGUCUUCCCGGUGCCGCAGCGGCGGGCCCCGGCGACGGCGCUGCUGUUCCCGCCGCCACAGACACCAUUCACACCUUACUACUACUCGUCGUCUUCAUCGUCUUCUCCGGCGACGCCGUCCCGCCUGACGCACCACGUGACGCUGAGCCUCACCAGCCUGCCCAUCCUGGUGCUCACCGUGCUCGGCAUCCUCACCACCUCCGCGCUGCUCCUCACCUACUACGUCUUCGUCAUCCGCUGCUGCCUCACCUGGCACGCCACCACCUCCGACCACGACUCCGGCGCGCCCAGAAGCCUCGUCAUCUCCCUCACCCGCCGCCGCCAUCGCCGCAACAACACCGCCUCCGACCACGAGCUCCCCGUGGUGCACGGGCCCGCGCCCGACGAGCCACGCGCCGGGCUGGGAGAGCCGGCCAUCCGGGCGCUGCCGGCGUUCAGGUACAGCAAAGCCGCCAAGGACGACGCGAGCGAGUGCGCCGUGUGCCUCGGCGAGUUCCAGGAGGGGGAAAGGGUGAGGCUCCUGCCGGGCUGCCUCCAUGUCUUCCACGCCGAGUGCAUCGACACUUGGCUCCACGACUGCGCCAACUGCCCGCUCUGCCGGGCAGCCAUCACCGGCACCACCGGCAAACAAGCUCCGUUGGUAAUGGACCGGCCGCCGAGAAGCGAGGAGGUGGUCAUCCAGGUGCAGGCUGCCGGCACAGGAGAAGAAGAAGACACAGUGACACGGCAGCAAGAAGACGGCGCGGCGGCCUCGAAGAGCAGCGCUCACUUCCAUGGAGAAUGCAGCGGCGGCAGCAGCAAUGAAGAAGCACAUUGUAGUAGGUAGUGAUUUUGGUUAGUUGCAUCACUUGGCUUAGGCAAAACAAAAUUCUUCAGAGCAUGAGAACUUCAGAACAACAUGAGCUGCUGCUCCUACUGUAAAUGAACAACCACUUACCUGAUUUACUGUAAUAUUUGGAUGAGAACAAACAGGAAUAACAAAUAUUCUUCAAAUUCUUACAAAAAAAGAUUGGCAAGCAGUGUGAAGAAGCAGAACACAAAAGGCAAAUAAGCUGAGGGUGGUGGAAUAACUGUGACCAAGAAACUGAAACUUCGGACGCAUGCCAAAGAAGAACAUGAAGUUUAAAGGAAAAAGGCAGGACUUGUGUGGCCCUUUGAGCUCACUGUGAUAUCCUGAUCCUAGCACAGGCAGCAAAGUCUCACCAAAACCUUAUUAAGACACCAACAAAUGUCAAGAUCUCGCCCUCCGUUACAUCGUCAGGGCCCAGGGGCUUCUCACUGGUCAC
This is a messenger RNA of Triticum aestivum (bread wheat), 1456 nucleotides long. RefSeq names its product RING-H2 finger protein ATL1-like. Gene Ontology annotation, biological process: protein ubiquitination. The transcript has a single exon. NCBI's taxonomy places the organism in Eukaryota, Viridiplantae, Streptophyta, Magnoliopsida, Poales, Poaceae. Gene Ontology annotation, molecular function: transferase activity. The coding region runs from base 139 to 996 and encodes 285 amino acids. The record is from RefSeq and is a predicted model, not a curated record.